Messenger RNA from Conger conger (European conger), 3522 nucleotides. RefSeq names its product photoreceptor cilium actin regulator 1 (gene pcare1). The record is from RefSeq and is a predicted model, not a curated record. Lineage: Eukaryota; Metazoa; Chordata; Actinopteri; Anguilliformes; Congridae. Bases 1 to 3522 code for a protein of 1173 amino acids. The transcript has 2 exons.
AUGGGCUGCUCGCCAUCCAAGGGCCGCCACAAUUUAACUGGGUCCCAGGGCCCCUUUCGCAGGGGCAGGACGCUGCUGCCGGGGUCCCGGGAAAGCCUUGGGGAGUCGCCGUCGGACGCCGGGGGAAGCGGAGGCUCAUCCUGUCUGGGGCAGAUUAAUGGAGCGGGAGCGGGAGGAAUUCAGAAUGUCCUCUCGCAGAAGGACACCCUUGGUGGGGGGCCCUCCCUUGUCGAGGUGGCCCUGAAGGGCGCUUACCCGGACAAAUUAAGCGCCCAUGAAAUCAAAAUUAACAUGAUCCCUCAGGGGAGCGAGGCGCAGGGGGACGCGUCGGGGAAAAAAGGCGCCCGGAAGUCAAAAAAGAACAAAGGAAGCAAGCCGGGCAAAAAGAAAGACAAGGACAAAAAAGCCCCGGCCGUCGAGGCGAAAGUGGACUUCCCCGAGCCGCUGGUGAAAGCGCAUCAGGCCGCCUACGCCUAUCUGAACCCCAGCAUCGCCAAAUACGAGGUUCUGCUGGGCCUUCUGGACCAGGCGGCCCAGACCCAUCUCUCCCUGCAGCCCAUGACCACCUUCCUGGCGCUGCGCUACGAGGAGGUGAACUGCGGGCUGAAGGAGAUGGCCGAGGAGGGGGAGGGGCUCCUGAAGGAGAGCGGGGAGCAUUUGGCCUGGCCCUGCCCGCUGAAGAACCUCUCGACCACGUCCUCCAAAGCGGGGGACGCUGCUGAGCCCCCGCCGGACCUCCUGCAGCAGCUGCUCCAGUACACCGCGCAGAGGAUGAGGCUGGUCGGUCGCUCGGUCGGCGGGAUCGGCGACACCGCUCUGGAGGAGGUGGUGGAGUACUUCGCCUCGCUCUCCGAGCUGCUGGACGAGAAGCUGAAGACCAAGCGGGUUCUGGAGGCCCGGCUGGGCCAGGUCCUGGCCCGAAUCGAGUCGGCGGCCCUGCGCAAGCCCGGCCCGGAGGACUCGGCCCUGUACAGCGAGGACAGCGGCAUCGGGGCGGAGAGCGAGUCGUUGGCGGGGUCCGAGCGGCCACAGAACCGGCGGGAGAGCUGUGAGUCCACCAGCACGACCCGUACGGGGACCGGCAGCCCCUCCGUAGGGGGGUCCACCCCCACCCGGCGGGCGGGGACCAUGAGCGCCAGCGGCUCCCUCACCUCCUUAGACUCCACCUGCACCCUCACCGCCAAAGACACGCGGGACACUGAGUCCCUGCUGGGGUCAGCCUCUCUGGAUGACGGUGAGGGGGAGGAAGAGGAGGAUGAAGAGGAGCACGAUUAUGAUGAAGGCGCAGACAGGCAGGCAGGCAGGAAGCGGUCAGACUCCUCCCCGGCCGACCCGUGCCAGCUGCCCCGCCGCUUGCCCCCGAAGCGCAUCGAGAACCCCCAGAACGUGGAGAUGACGCUCAAGAUGAAGGAUGCCAUCAGUGGGCGGAUCCGCUUCUUCCACUCGCAGCAGGCUGGCGUCAGAGCGAGCAUGCAGGCCGGCGGCAGUCCUCUCAACGGCGGGCAGCAGUGGACGGAAGAGGAGGAAGGGCAGCGACAGCCCAAACGGCCGCAGACCGCAGCCCCCGGCAACAGGGGGCCCAGAAAAAAGGCCUUGGUGGCUAGGGAGCGUAGAUCUCGCUCUGCUGAGUCCCUGAGGAGUAAAGCGGAGGACCCCACGCUACUGGAACUGGAGAGGACGCAGAAGGACCUGAGCCAGCGGCUGGAGAAGAUGGGCAAGGGCGGGGCCGGGGGAACUUCCCGGGGAGCGGGGCCUAAACGGGGUGGAGGAGAGCAGCCCCAGGCACCUCACAGCCCAGCGGCUGGACGUUUCAGCUCCUCUCUGGACAGGAACAGCGCUUCCAGGCCCAGCCGGGACAAAGCGGCCUCGAGGAGGCACUCCUCUGGAGAGCACGGGGCGGCGUCCGAGGACGACGAACGGAAGAAGAAAGAAAAGAAAGCGGGAAAAGAACCCCUGAGGGCCACCCCUCCACCCGUGACCCCCCCACCCUCGCCCGGUGAGCCCUCGGGCUUACUCAGGGGCCGGAACUCUGUCAAACGGCUCAUCGACACCUUCAGCCAGGGGCUAGAGGAGAAGCGAAGGACCCCGAAACUACUUGCACCCCUCAGAGGGGUCCGGAAGUGCGGGGUUCCAGUUAUCCCUGGCCUGGAGGGUUUGGAAGUUCCCCCGGGUGACAGUCCCACCAGCAGCCGAGCAGACUCCAGAGCCUCUGACAGAACCGAGGACCUAGAUUUGGAUAGUCUUCCACCUCCUCCCCCCGAGGUGCUGAUGGACACGUCGUUUGAGAGUGCCCAGGGGCUCACCAUGAGCGACAGUGGGGACGGUGUAUCACCGAGGAGAGGCCGCACCCUUCUGCCUCAGAGGACGACAGUGACCCAGAGGCUACGUGCCUCCAUGCAGCCGGUGACCGUUCUGCCCAGCCGGAACAGCCUCCGUCGGGGGUCCGUCAGCGUGUCCCCUGCCCGUCCCGCCCAACCGGACGCGGACCCCGAGGCCGAGGAAGCAACCACGCUCUACAAGCAGGCCCGUAAAAUCAUCCACCUGCGUCACUCCGAGGAGCCCCCACCCGACAAACCCCAGGUUGACUCAGGCCCCAGGAAGCCCACACCCACAAGGACCAGAGCUGGUGGGAGGAAGGGGGGCAGUGGAGCCACUGACACAGUGCCUUCGACUCCCAGCGUCAACAGCCAGCCGGCUACACCACCCUCCUCCAGAGCCCGCGUGUUACCCACCACCCCCUCCAACCCCUCCUCCCAGCAUCGUAGGCUCCCCAGCCCCCCGACUUUAAAGCACCACCCGACUCCCCCCUCGCCGCCCAGCCCCCCAGCGAACCGAACGCUGCCCACCCCACCUCCUGCAGGACACAGGCAGCUCCCGAGCCCCGGCCAAGUCCGCAAGUCAUUCAGCCCCCCCGGCCCGCAGUGGAAGGCGCCGAGCCCACCCCCGUCGAGGCGAGAGACCACCCCCAAUUCCUCCCUGGCCUCCUACCCGCUCAAGGCCCCGUCGCCCCCGGCCUCGCCCAGGCUGCAGAGGUGGACGCGGGAGGGCAGCAGCGAGGAGACCACCGUCCCCCUGACCUCCCCCGCCGUCUCCCGCAGGUUCAACAACGCCCGGUCUCUGUUCUGCCCGGCCUCGCCCAAGCUGUUCCAGGCUCAGCCCUGCCUGCUGCCCCAGCCCCAGCCCCAGCCCCCCCAGGCCUGGGCCUCGUCCGGCAGCAGCGUGCUGCCCCGGCCCUGGGGGGAGUCCGCUCGCGGGAGGCUCCCCACGUCCGUGCGCGGGCCCCGUCCCUUCGUCCGACGCAGCCAAUCCGACCGGCGGCCCAGCCUGGGCGUUCCCGCCCAGACUCCCGCCGUCUCGGUGGCCCACAGCUGUGGGAGCGAGCCCUCCAUCAGCACCCAUGGGCUGGAGGAUGGACCAACCAGAGAAGAGGAGCAGUGGAGCAGCCAAUCGGAUCUCAGAGCGGCCAACCGCUCUGCCUCGCACCCAGACCUGUGCAUUGUGGGACACGGUCUACAGAGAUAA